Lasiodiplodia theobromae is the source of this 654-nucleotide messenger RNA. Its product is annotated as Glutathione s-transferase. The record is from RefSeq and is a predicted model, not a curated record. The coding region runs from base 1 to 654 and encodes 217 amino acids. The transcript is spliced from 2 exons. Lineage: Eukaryota; Fungi; Ascomycota; Dothideomycetes; Botryosphaeriales; Botryosphaeriaceae.
AUGCAGCCUCUCACUCUAUACACCCAUCGAUCCGGGCCCAAUCCGUGGAAAGUGGCCUUCUACCUGACCGAGCUUGGGAUACCGUACACCGAGGUAUUUCUUGACUUCGACCAAGUCAAGAAGCCAAGCUUCACGAGUAUCAACCCCAAUGGGCGUGUCCCGGCUCUCCACGAUCCCAACAACGAAACCACCGUCUUCGAGUCGGGUGCCAUCCUCGAGUACAUCGCCGAAAACUUCGACAAAGACGGCAAGCUGUGCUACUCAAGCGGCAAGGAAAAGUACCAGCAGCUCAGCUGGCUCCACUUCCAGAUGUCCGGUCAGGGGCCGUACUUCGGCCAGUGCGCCUGGUUUUUGCUGUACCACGGGGAAAAGGUGCAGUCGGCCAUCGACCGGUACGCUGGCGAAAUCAAGCGCAUGCUUGCCGUCAUCGACGCCCAUCUCGCCGCGACCAAGUCCGAUUACCUGGUCGGCGGCAAAUGCACUUACGCUGACCUGGCCUGGGUUCCGUGGAACAUCGUGGCGCACGAACGCUUGGUCCCAGACUGGGAUGCGAGUGUGCAGCUUCCACACUACUGGGCGUGGCACCAAAGGUUGCUUCAAAGGGAGGCCGUGCGCAAGGUCUGGGAGCAGAGGCGGUUAGCGAUCGAGUCUUGA